This is a messenger RNA of Oryza brachyantha (malo sina), 583 nucleotides long. RefSeq lists its product as uncharacterized. Gene Ontology annotation, molecular function: cysteine-type peptidase activity. The record is from RefSeq and is a predicted model, not a curated record. NCBI's taxonomy places the organism in Eukaryota, Viridiplantae, Streptophyta, Magnoliopsida, Poales, Poaceae. Gene Ontology annotation, biological process: proteolysis. The coding region runs from base 1 to 546 and encodes 181 amino acids. The transcript is spliced from 4 exons.
AUGGAGGCUGUAGCAGAGCUUAGCAAAAAGGCUAAGGUAUCUGACCCUUUCAUCACAAAAAACUGGCAUCAGCAAGUACUAUGCACAUUUGAGGGAGAUGAAAGUGCAAUAAAGGUUCAGAUAUGUGGGACAUAUGUAACAGAAGAAGAAUUCAUGCCAGCAUUGAAAUACUCUAGUGAGAUUAGCAACAACUUCAUGUGGCUUUGCUGCAAUGCAAUGAUGACUAAUUGGGAUACAAAAACAAAGAUUAUCGUCAAUCCAGUAGUAGUUGAUCAAUUGAUUCUCCCCAUUGAAAAAUGCAACAUUGCCAAGGUUAGGUCCUCAUUUGCCAAGUACGAUCUUGAUAAAACUGAGAGGAUUUACUUGCCCAUUCUUACAAGCGGCCAUUGGUUUCUGAUUAUCAUCAAUGUAUCAAACGAAGUUGUCCAAAUCUAUGACUCUCUACGGAACCCCACCAAAAUUGAAGCAGACCAUAAAGCUUUAUGGGACAAUAUGAGCCGAAUGUAUCUCACCUUCCUACUUGAUUCAUCAUCAAUAUCUCUCUAAAACAGCUUGGUUGAAGUGUGCUUAGAUCCUUUGAGCG